AUGGCUGCUCCCCAAAGCUCUGUAGAAGAAUUAGCAGGCCUUCAAACGUACAUCACUGGAACCCGUGAUUCCAAACGCGCCAUCAUUCUACUCUCUGAUGCUUAUGGAUUUGAGGGUAAGAAUUUGAGGCUUGCUGACAAAGUUGCAGAAGCUGGAUUUUUGGUUGUAGUUCCUGAUUUUUUCCGUGGGGAUCCUAUUGAUAGUGGAAAACACUCUGACCGUGCUGAAUGGUUGAGAACUCACACAGCAGAAAAAGGAUGUGAAGAUGCGUUGGCAGUUGUUGAUGCUCUGAAGAGCAAAGGAGUUACUGCAAUUGGGGCUGCAGGAUUUUGCUGGGGUGGAUCAACUGUGUCCAAACUUGCAAAAUUUGACUGCAUUAAGGCUGGAGUUCUGGUGCACCCUAGUACUCUCUUUGCUGAAGAUUUUCAAGAAAUUAAGGUCCCAAUGGCUCUACUAGGAGCUGAGACUGACCAUUUAUGCACUGCUGAACAUUUGACUAAUCUGAACAGCAUUUUAUCUGCAAAACCCGAGGUCGAUAACUUCUUAAAGAUAUACCCGGGAGUUAAACACGGAUGGGCAAUGAUGUACAAAGAUGAGGAUAAAGCUGCCGUAAAGAUGGCUGAAGAAGCUCACUCAGACAUGUUGAACUGGCUGACCAAGGCUCCUCAAGCAACAUUUGCCCAUUGGUUGGCAAAUGAUAAGAAUAUGAAGCAAUCAGAUAUUUCAAAGUUACUAAUAAAUUCUCAGUGA
This is a messenger RNA of Oldenlandia corymbosa var. corymbosa, 750 nucleotides long. Lineage: Eukaryota; Viridiplantae; Streptophyta; Magnoliopsida; Gentianales; Rubiaceae. The record is from the annotation of a GenBank genome assembly.